UGGCUCUAUGACCCGGCAGGGCCUGCUAAACGGGACAGUGCCUGUGGGCCGGCGGCCGCAGCCGAGGGGCUUUGGGGAGGGUCCUUGGGGCUGCUCGAGGAGGCACCGUCCGUGCAGAUCUUCACUGGGAGGCUCGAAGCGGGACCUGUCGCGCUCGUUACCGUCGCAGAGGCCUGGCGGCCUGGGCCCGCUGACGGUGCAGAAGAUCUGAAUCCAGAAUACUUCCGAUGAAUUAGGAGAGAAUCUCUGAAAUCAGUAAGAUUAAAGCAAUUCAGAAAGCUUUUUUGUGAAGAAAUGGCAUCCAGCAUUGGAAAUGAAAAGAGUGUGAAUCCUGUGCUCAGAAUAAGUCAGCUUGAUGCUCUCGAACUAAACAAAGCCCUGGAACAACUAGUGUGGUCCCAGUUUACCAGCUGUUUUCAUGGAUUUAAACCAGGGGUGUUGGCUCAUUUUGAACCAGAAGUAAAAGCAUUUUUAUGGCUUGUAUUGUGGAGAUUCACCAUCUACUCCAAGAACGCAACUGUGGGACAGGCUAUUCUGAAUAUUCAAUACAAGAAUAACUUAUCUCAGACAGAGAAAUACCAACCACUGAGCAAAAACCAGAAGUUAUGGUAUCUUAUUUUAACUGUUGGUGGAAGAUGGUUGGAAGAAAGAUGUUAUGAUUUAUUUAGCAAUCGUCAAAUACAAUCUUUCUGCAAAAUUAAGAGUUGUAUUAACUUUGGAGCUGGACUGCUUAAACUUUGUGGACUUCUAAAUUUUCUGAUUUUUCUUCAGAAAGGAACAUUUGCAACACUCACAGAACGCAUUCUAGGAAUUAGGUCAGUUUUUUGCAAGCCCCAAACUGUUCGUCACAUAGGAUUUGAAUACAUGAACAGGGAGCUGUUAUGGCAUGGCUUUGCUGAAUUUCUGAUCUAUCUGCUGCCACUUAUUAAUGUACAGAAACUGAAACUUAAAAUUUUUUCUUGUUGUUCACAUAUUGCAGGUAUUUCCAAUAGUAAAAACACAUUAACAGCUCACUGCAAAGAAUGUUCGCUAUGUGGGGAAUGGCCUACCAUGCCUCAUACCAUAGGCUGUUCACAUGUUUUUUGUUACUACUGUAUUAAAAGCAACUAUUUAUUUGAUAUGUAUUUUACAUGCCCUAAAUGUGGCUCAGAGGUACAGAGUCUUCAGCCACUGAAAUAUAAAGUUGAAAUGACAGAAUUGCAUGCCUGACAUGAGAUUGAUUUGGUUUUAUACUGUACAUUAAAUAUUAUGUUGAAGAGAUUACUGGAAAAAUUCAGAAAGUAUUGUAAACAGACAGCUUUAAGAUGGUUUUUGAGUGUCUGUAAUUUGUUGUAACAUGUCUUUACUGGUCUUAGCAGUUUACUGAGUAACAGUGCCAACUUGCCUCUUUGAAGGAAAGAAAAGUAGUUUACCAGCUCUUCUACUCUCUCAGACUACUUGUUCCCAGUUUGGUACCCCUAUGUUGCAGAGUCAUUCUUCCUUAGAUCUAGAAUCUGUUAGCCUGCAACAUGCUAACUUCAAGCUGUAUACUUCCCUCAAAGAUACAGAAGAUGCCCAGUAAGCUUUUACCAAUUUUAUGGAUUUUCUCAAGCUUGUUGUAAAAGCUUCAGCUAUUACCAACUUAGCCAGUAGAUGGAUUUAGUGGGAAAGUCAUCUUGUCAUGCCUAAAGAAUAAUUUUAAAUUCAAAUGUUUUCAAUUUUAAUUCCAGUGUGAGGUUCCACUGCAAAAAGGAAAAGUGUGAGAUGAAUUGUCAUCUCAGCAGAUUCUUAAGAGUUUUCAUCGUAUUAAACCAACAUAACAGGAUGUACUCAGAAUUGCUUUUUUAUAAAUAGACCAAAAGACCAUAAGCUUUAAGUGAUCCCUCUGGUAGGCAGAUAGAUACUCCAUAGUGAACGUGUGCCUACAGGAGUUAUACCACUUCCUGUGCGAAUACAGUGCACCUUCUAGACCUCCAUGAGAUGACUGAACUAAUUUUCUUGCUCAGCUGUGAUCUUCAGUGACGUAUAUAUGACCACUUUCCUCUUCUUCCCUAUAAAUUGGAGACGUGCAGUCCAUCAUUCAUUGGAAUGUGGCAGCUGCCCAAAGUAAUCCACAGUCUUCUGAGUCAGAGACACUGGAGAAAACUGACAGGAUGCUAUCUUUGGGACUUGCCACUCUUCUCUUUUUUUUUUUGUGUGUGUGGUCAAGGUGGGUGCCAGACCCCGGUAAUAGCUCACUGCCAUGCCAAAAAAAUACCAACGCAGUUAUGUGCAUGUAGACAUGUUAAAAAAAAAAAAAAAAAAAAAAAGGUAACUCUUCCUGGUUUUUACUGUUACUGUUUGUUUUUUGUGUUGGCUUUGCAAUGUUAUUAUCCCCUCUUUGAACACUUUAUCCAUUUACUCUUUGACCUGGUUCUGUGUGAGUUAUUUUUUUAAAAACUGCAGUCGUUUUUUAACAGGAAGUCUUACCUGGAAGUGUGUCAUUAACACAAAAAUAUAUUGCAUCCUUUUUUGGCUCUUUAUCUGUGUAAGCUUUUUGGAAUUUGAGUAAAUCACAUUAUGCUAGCUGUGUUCUUGAUUGGCUAUCAUCAAUAGUCAGUCCCAAAAAUAGUAUGGUAACAACUGAUCCAAUCUUUGAUCUACUUUUAUGAAAUGGUUUAUUGUAUUCUUCAGUGUCUGAUUAAAACAACCCACCAGCCUAUUUUGUUUGAAGAUCUUAAAUUCUAGGUUUUGAUCUUUAGAGUGACACACAGUGCUUUCAUCUGAUGCAAUUAAGUAUAGUUAGCGGGUUUGUAAGUAUCUUUGGGCAGCCAGAAACUUCAUUAAUGCUACUACUGUUCUGUGAGUUGAGACUUCAGAGCAACUGCUUCCAGAUACUGUGCCACAAUAUAUUAUUUGCCAUCAAAUGUGUGUAUCAACAGCCUGCCAGGUUUAUUAUUCACAGUUGCAAUUUGAACCAGCAUGUACAAAGCUGUCUUUAUUAGAAAUAUCAAAACUGGCAGGUCUGUUGGAGAAUAUCCUGGAGUCACUUGCUGGUCCUGAAGUGAUUCUGUGUGAAUUGUCCCUCCACAUUAUUUAAUAGCUCUUCCCAAAGAAAUGUAUUUGCAGCCCUUUCUUUGAGGUGGUCUAAUGUCUCCAGAAAGAACCAUCAGCAUUUCUGCUACCUCUUCCUUUAACUAUCCUUAUUAAUUACAAUUUGUACACAUCCAAAAUCCAGUGUUCAUAGUUUAUAAUCAGAACUUUGUUUCUUGUGGACUCUUCAUUCCUUCUGAAGUCACAGAUCAAAUAUUGUGUUAAAAGAGCAUGGAUUUUCUAUAUUGGACUCUGUUAGGUGUCAUGUUCUUCUAAUGUAGGAGUUAACUUCUUUCCUAAUUAGAACUGUUUCUUUUUCCUGAAUAUUUAAAGAAUGAUGUCUUCCCUUUUCAUUCCACCUCUCUCUGUCCUGCUGUUUGAUUUGCCUAAGCUGUAUGAAUUUGCUGAGGUUUGUUUUGUCUCUUGCAGCUUCAUGCAGGUGAAAAACUAGUAAAAUGUAUACUCUGUUUUUCAUCCCUGUUAUAGUAUCAGUACAAAACCUGUUUCCAGAAGUUUUGUACCUCUGUUGUACAGCUGUUUUCUGCUGGCCAUGCUAAGUUGCACUUGACUUCCUGUUUUUCUUCUGGAAUUGAAAUUUUGAUGCUUAACUUAUGAUGUCUUAUUAUACCAAAGUGUUGGCCUACUACUGUAUUACCUCAUCAUCAGUGUGUUAGGUUUGUAGCCCAUAGCAUUGACUAACUUUGUAGUCUAUGUCUUACAACAUAAAUAGUUUGCAUUACCCUAAUAUCCUAGAUCCUAAGGUGUGGCUUUAGUUUUUUUUAUUUCCUGUGCAAGUAAGCAGGUACCAUGCAUCUCACAGAGUUUGGGAAAAGAGUGGUUCCUUUUGUCAGAGAUAUUUUUAUUUAUUUAUUCAUUUAUCUGACAUGUGGUGAAACUUUUGCUCAGUUGUGGUCACAACUCACAUUGAGACCAAGUAUAUUGAAAAACUCCUUGCUACCCAGGUUAGCUUUUUAGCACUUCAAAGUCAAUGCUCAGCAGCUUCCUUAUAGCACUGUAAAAGUAAAUAUAUACCUUUUUAUAUUGUAAUUCUGUUCUGUUGUGUCUUGAUAUAAAAUGCAGAAAAGUAAUAUGUGAUUAUAUUAAAAAUUAGAUAAUAAACUAAUCAAAUGAUGAUUUACAUGUUAACUGCAUGUUAAUUUAUAAGCACUAUAUUUUCGGGUUAAAACUCCACUGUAACAAAGGACUAAGUAGUGAUGCUUCCUGCAGUAGGGGGAAUAAAAUUUAUUUUGGAAUGUUAA
This is a messenger RNA of Strigops habroptila (Kakapo), 4310 nucleotides long. It is a transcript of the gene PEX2, whose product is annotated as peroxisomal biogenesis factor 2. The record is from RefSeq and is a predicted model, not a curated record. Gene Ontology annotation, biological process: protein import into peroxisome matrix. Lineage: Eukaryota; Metazoa; Chordata; Aves; Psittaciformes; Psittacidae. Bases 295 to 1209 code for a protein of 304 amino acids. Gene Ontology annotation, cellular component: peroxisomal membrane. Gene Ontology annotation, molecular function: zinc ion binding. The transcript has 3 exons.